This is a messenger RNA of Halteromyces radiatus, 1898 nucleotides long. RefSeq lists its product as uncharacterized. The coding region runs from base 32 to 1753 and encodes 573 amino acids. The transcript is spliced from 4 exons. The record is from RefSeq and is a predicted model, not a curated record. NCBI's taxonomy places the organism in Eukaryota, Fungi, Mucoromycota, Mucoromycetes, Mucorales, Cunninghamellaceae.
UUUUUUUUUUCCUCUUAUCUUUAUAUCUAUCAUGGCACGUACCGUACAAAAUUUCAUCAGAAAUAAAAAACUACAAAAACAACAAAAAUUACUGCAACAAGAGCAAGAUGCUGAUACAGACGAUGAACAACCAGCGAACAAGCGACAGAAAAAAGCUAUUUCUAAACAGACUACCAAACGACGCCAGGCUAAGGACGAAAAGAAAGAAAAGCAAACUGCCAACCAAGGUCGAAAAGAAGCUCUUCAACUAGAAAACCCAAAUCGCAAACCGUGUCCCACAUGUAUCGCUGCUGGGCGUCAUGAAUUGGCAAAAACUCAUUCACGCUCCUCAAGUAAUUUAUGUCCUGAUCAGAAAAAACGACAAAAGGUCAAGAACGAAGAACUUUCUGGUGCUCCUCUCCGAACUCACACGAUCAAACAUGGCCUGUAUGGUUUACUCCUAGAUAUGACCGAUGACGAAAAGACUCAGUUUGUUCAAGGUGUGGAAACUGUUGUGGAUUUCAAUCGCCAACUUGUGAUCAAGGGUCAUCUCUUUUUAUUAUAUUUCUUCACAUAUCGUCUUGAUGCCGGGUUACCUUUGCUCUCAUGUUUCUUUCAACAAGCUUUCUUCUAUGGUAUCUUCCAGUUACUACUAGGUGGCAAAUUCACCAAUCAGUCGACUUUCGAUGCUGCAACACGUGAUAAUAUCAAUUUUGUAUUUCGUCGAUUUAUCCAGCAAUUUCCUCUGGCACGAUGUGAAAAGGUGUCCUCCCCUAUUGGUCGAUCUCCAAUUGCUUUCAGUGCAUAUUUACAAGGCCGCCUUCGACGCAUGAUUCCUGAACUGACACAAAAUCAUGCUAUGCGGUUUGCUCACUUUGUUUACCAAUCCACCGUCAAUGAUGACAAGUUCCCUCCAGUUUGGCCAGAAAUUGAAUACGAUCCAGCUAUUGACGACAAGCUCAAUGAAUCACUGUUGACGAUCAUGGAUGAAGCAAGUACCGAAUGGAACAAUAUACAUGAAUUGAUUACUACGGAAGAAGCUCGACGUCGAAGUGUACAAGCAUCUCGUGGCUCGUCUAUAGCUAGCUCAUCGACAGACCCACUCCCGGAGUCAACGGACAUCCCGUCUCCAGCCUCAAGUGUAGGAAGUAUAGGUAUGACACAACUGGACCUUGAAAUACCAAAUCCUGUACAUUCAGCGAAAUCUAUUACGACUGCAACAAUCUCCUCCUAUCCAGAAUUUUUCUUACCUGUCAUGUUUGAUAUCUUACGCAAGAUGGAACAAUGGAAUCAAAUAGACUCUCAACUACCGGCCAUACCUCAGAAUGAAGCAAAACGCACGUGGACAUAUCAUCUUUUAUCUGGAUUGCCUGAAUGGACACGAUUAGACCAUCGCCGCCGAUCAUCGUUGACUCGCGCUAUUACAAAUAUUAUCAAUGAAGGUGCACGAUUUAUUCCAGAGAAAUUACCUGCUGGCUUCAGCGCUGAAUCUAUUAUGCAUAUACAAAACGCCAUUACUACAGCACAAACAGAGAUUCGCGAAGGAAGAUUUGCACCACCAGUAUAUCUGACAAAGCAGCAAGCAAGACUAUUCACUAUCAUACCCAUUCCAGGACUCACACGCAAAUAUAUACACAUCGAUCAUCAAUCUCUUGGAACAGUACUAAAACAUUUUGGUCUAGGACGUUUGGCUAGCCCAUCUUCUACACCGAUCCCACCAAAUCAGCCUCACCCGAAUUUUAAUAUGUUUGACUUGCGGAAGCUUAAAAGGUAAGAAAAGAAGAAGAAUGAUCUAGUACUAAUCUGGUUUUGUUUCAUUGAACUAGACAUGGAAUUUUCGAAAACAGUUUUACGACAGAUGGCUAUGCAACCUCCUUUCCCUUCAAAAAAAUAGUGAAUCAAGACCGAUUGCCUUCUCU